Messenger RNA from Vicugna pacos (alpaca), 4845 nucleotides. NCBI's taxonomy places the organism in Eukaryota, Metazoa, Chordata, Mammalia, Artiodactyla, Camelidae. The record is from RefSeq and is a predicted model, not a curated record.
GUUACAUUGCCGCUUAACAUGAUGUCAAGAAAUAAUUUGGAGGUGUCUACCUGUAAAAUGACAGAGCCAUUUAACUUUGAGAAAAAGGAAAGCAAGCUUCCACUACAUGAUUUUUUAAGAAGUCCCGGAGGACAUCCUAAACAUCCUAAUUUUAGGUUGAAAAGCCCAGAGAAUGGAAACAAAAAGAACAAUUUUUUGCUUUGUGAGCAAACCAAACAGUAUUUGGCUAGUCAGGAAGACAAUUCAGUGUCUUCAAACGCCAACAGCAUCAAUGGAGAAGUGGCUGGACCCAAAGGAGACAGGAAGACAUUGCCAAUAGGUAACCCUGUGUCACCAUUAAAUGUUGGAAAUAAUUCACCAUCCAAAGAAGUAAAUAGUAAGCAUGGCAAUAGUGUUCUUCCUGCAAAAUCGAAAAAAGUACACAAGGUGGUUGAGAAUUCAUUGUCUAUAAGCAGUCCAGCAUUCUUCAGCUCCGUGGGACCUCCUCUUCGGUCGACAACCUGCCAUUGCUGUGGGCUGUUUGGGUCUCUGAGGUGUUCCCAGUGCAAGCAGACAUACUACUGCUCCAUAGCGUGCCAGAGGCGAGACUGGUCGGCCCACAGCAUCGUGUGCAAGCCUGUUCAGCAAAAUUUCCACAAACUUGAGGAUAAUAAAUCACCUUUUGAAACGAAGAAUGUGGACGUGAAAGACGAGAGAGACUGUCCUCUUGGAGUUACUAAAGAAAAAGCCCUUGGUGCUGAUAAAAUAAUGUUUUCUGAUUUGAGAAGCCUACAACUCAGGAAAACCAUGGAAAUAAAGGGUGCGGUUACUGAAUUCAAACACCCAAGUGACUUUUAUGUGCAGUUAUAUUCUUCAGAAGUUUUAGAAUGCAUGAACCAACUCUCCACGAGCUUAAAGGAAACAUAUGCAAAUAAGGUGCAUGAAGAAGAUUAUAUCCCUGUGAAGGGGGAAGUUUGUGUUGCCAAGUACACCGUUGAUCAGACCUGGAACAGAGUAUUAAUACAGGACGUUGAUGUGCUGCAGAAGAAGGCACAGGUCUUGUAUAUUGAUUAUGGAAAUGAGGAAGUAAUUCCAGUAAGCAGCAUUCACCAGCUAAACAGAAACAUUGAUUUGUUUCCUCCUUGUGCCAUAAAAUGCUUUGUGGCCAGUGUUAUCCCAGCAGAGGGGAGUUGGAGCAAUGAUUGUAUCACAACUAUUAAGUCACUGUUAAUGGAGCAGUUCUGCUCUGUAAAGAUUGUGGACAUCUUCGGCGAGGAAGUGGUUACCUUUGCUGUGGAUGUGAUGCUGACAAGUUCAGGAAAACUGUUAGAUCACGUGCUCAUAGAAAUGGGAUAUGGCUUGAAACCCAAGGGACAAAAUUCUAAGAAGCAAAGUGCAGAUUCAAGUGAUCUCGAAGAUGUUGGGAAAAUGACAGCUGAAAACAAAAUUGUUGUAGACAGAAGUGACCUAAUUCCCAAAGUGCUGACUUUGAAUGUAGGUGAUGAGUUCUGUGGUGUGGUUGCCCACAUUCAGACUCCAGAAGACUUCUUCUGUCAACAGCUACAAAGUGGGCAUAAGCUGGCUGAACUUCAGGCAUCACUUAGCGAGUACUGUGGUCAGGCGUCUCCACGGUCAGAUUUUUAUCCGACCAUUGGUGAUGUCUGCUGUGCUCAGUUCUCAGAGGACGGACAGUGGUACCGUGCGUCUGUCCUGGCCUAUGCUUCUGAGGAGUCUGUGCUGAUCGGAUAUGUAGACUAUGGAAACUUCGAAAUCCUCAGUUUGACAAGACUUUGUCCCAUAACUCCAAAGUUGUUGGAGUUGCCAAUGCAAGCUAUCAAGUGUGUGCUGGCAGGAGUAAAGCCAUCAUUAGGAAUUUGGACUCCAGAAGCUAUUUGUCUGAUGAAAAAUAUUGUACAGAACAAAAUGAUGACAGUGAAAGUGGUGGACAAGCUGGAAAACAGUUCCCUGGUGGAGCUGAUAGAUCGGUCCGUGACACCACACAUCAGUGUCACCAAACUACUCAUCAACACAGGCUUUGCUGUGGGGAACAAGGAGGUGGUGGCAGAUAAGCCCAGUGACGUGAAGGAAACUGAUGUUCCCUUGGGUGUAGAAGCAAAAGUGAGUUCGUUGGAGUGGACAUGGGUUGAACUUGCUGUUGAUGAAACAGUAGAUGUUGUUGUCUGUAUGAUGUAUAGUCCUGGAGAGUUUUACUGCCAUGUGCUUAAAGAGGAUGCUCUGAAGAAACUCAAUGAUUUGAACAAAUUGCUAGCAGAUUAUUGCCAGCAGAAGUUGCCUAAUGAUUUUAAGGCAGAAAUAGGGCAACCUUGUUGUGCUUUUUUUGUAGGUGACGGUAACUGGUAUCGUGCUUUAGUCAAGGAAAUCCUACCAACUGGAAACAUUAAAGUACGUUUUGUGGAUUAUGGAAACACUGAAGAGGUUGCUGCAGACGAACUCCAGAUGAUCCCAUCAGAAUUUUUAGAGCUUCCGUUUCAAGGGGUACAGUGCUGGCUAGCAGUUACACAGCCUAGAAACAGACAUUGGACGAAAGAAGCCAUAGCAAGAUUCCAGGCGUGUGUUGCAGGGAAAAAACUCCAAGCCCGAGUGGUUGAAAUCAGUGAAAAUGGAGUGGGAAUUGAACUCACCGAUCUUUCCACUUCUUAUCCCAGAAUAAUUGAUGAUGUUCUGAUUGAUGAACAUUUGGCGUUAAAAGCUAGUUCACCACAUAAAGAUUUAGCAAACAAUAUACCUGUUAAUAAACAUGAUCUUCAAAUCGAUGCCCCAGGCCUUCAAGCCAUCUCUUCAGCUGAGCAAUGGAGGACAAUUGAAUUGCCAAUAAAUAAAACUGUACAAGCAAGCGUAUUAGAAAUCGUAAACCCAAACUUGUUUUAUGCUCUACCAAGUGAAGUGGCAGAACAGGAAAAACUGUGUGUAUUGACAGCUGAAUUGUUAGAAUUUUGCAAUGCUCAGAAAAGUAGAUCGGCCUAUAGACCAAAAAUUGGAGAUGCGUGCUGUGCCAAAUACACAAAAGAUGACUUCUGGUACCGUGCCGUUGUUCUGGGGACAUCGGAUGCUGAUGUGAAAGUGCUCUACGCGGACUAUGGAAACAUUGAAACUCUGCCUCUCUGCAGAGUGCAGCCAAUCCCUGCCAGCCACCUGCAGCUUCCUUUCCAAAUUAUUAAAUGUUCUUUCGAAGGACUAAUGGAAUUGAAUGGAAGCUGUUCUCAAUUAAUGAUAGAACUACUAAAAAAUUUCAUGUUGGAUCAGAAUGUAAUGCUUUCUGUAAAAGGAAUUAUCAAGAAUGUCCACAUAGUUUUGGUUGAGAAGUGUUCUGAGAAGGGUACUGUCAAUAUAGCUGAUAAGCUGGUGAUGUACGGUCUGGCAAAAAACAUCACAUCGAAAAACCAAAGUGCUUUAAAUAAAGAAAAGAUGAACAGGGUGAAUUGCUGCUGCACAGAGUUACAGAAACAAGUUGAAAAACAUGAGCAGAUUCUUCUCUUCCUCUUAAACAAUCCAACCAAUCAAAAUAAAUUUAUUGAAAUGAAAAAAUUGUUAAAAAGUUAAAAACAGUCUCUUGGAGAUAAAACACUUACGAGAAAGGAAACAGCGAAGGCUAGACUUAGGAGAGAAAGUACAGCAUCUCGUGUUUUUGUUUAGUGGGAACUUAAUGGCCUUUUACGCCUUCAUUUCUGUUUGCUUACCACUCUUCUAUUUAGGUUGGGUAGUUGUAUUUUUCCCCCUGUAAUUUCUUCCUCCCAAGGAAGUCGUGCAUGAAAGAUUGAUACCAAAUGCCUGGGAGUAUCGGGAAGGCAUGCAUAGGAGCUUUUCCAGUGUAUAUAUAACUUUUUAUUACUUAAAGUUUCUGAAGAAAAUAUGGCUCCACGUCAGUACUGGAUCAGUCUAAUUGGUACACGAGUGUUAUUUUUUGGACUUUAUGUAUGUUUGAUGUAUUUCAUAAUAAAAUGUGUCUUCUCCCUAUCACAGUCGGCCUCUUUCACAUAAUAAAUGUUCUCUGGUUUGUCGUUGCUUCGAUCUCUGCUCAUCUUUUCCUGAGGCUCCGGGGUCAUCAGCCUCUUUCUCUCCAUCCUGACGUGGGUCACUUGUCCUUCGGCCCUUGGGCUCGCAGCGCGUGACCCCGGAAGGCACCUUCUCUUUCUGCUCCUGCCACGCAGAGGUGCCUUUCCAGAUCUGUAGCCACUAGAUUUUUAGUGUAGAUAGAAUUUACAUUUUCUGAAGCACAAAUAAGGUUAACAAUUUAAGCUAAAAAGCUAAGUUAUAUAAAAGCUGAGUAUAUAUUUUUCUUGAAGUGCAUAGUCAUCUUAAACUCUAAACUCACAUGUGCAGAACUUAGGGCCAGCUGACUUUCCGGCCAGCCCCUAAGUUUCUGUUAGGGAAUUUUCCCAUGAUUUAAGUAUCAGACUGUGACAACAACCUAAGAAGAUAUCACCAGCUCAAAGAAGAAACUUGACUUUUUUUUUCUUUUACUGAGAUAAUAUGUACCAGUUAGAUUAAAUGGAGUUUUUCCUCAUGUAAAAAGUUGUUCAAACAUUGAUGUGCUUCUAUUAGAUAAAACUUCAAGCUGCUCUGCCCAGUAACAUUCUUUGAACUUCACAGCCAGAUUUCCCAUGUGUUCUUACUGCCAGCAGCAUUUUUACUAACUUCCUUUCCUUACUGGCACGUACUAGGAGCACUGGACACUUAGUUCGUUUAUACCCUGUUCAAUUCCAGCCACAAUGAAAAUGCAAAUGAAAACUGUGCAAUCACAGAAUUGGCCUUGUUAUUAAGGAAAAUUAAGGGAAGCAAGUCAAAGAACACAUAAAAAAAAAUCUCAAGUCGAAGUUCAUCAGAUUCCAAGGUUUUAUCAUAUGG